Aspergillus mulundensis is the source of this 861-nucleotide messenger RNA. RefSeq names its product nicotinate-nicotinamide nucleotide adenylyltransferase. Bases 1 to 861 code for a protein of 286 amino acids. The record is from RefSeq and is a predicted model, not a curated record. Gene Ontology annotation, molecular function: ATP hydrolysis activity; nicotinamide-nucleotide adenylyltransferase activity. The transcript has a single exon. Lineage: Eukaryota; Fungi; Ascomycota; Eurotiomycetes; Eurotiales; Aspergillaceae. Gene Ontology annotation, cellular component: cytoplasm; nucleus.
AUGGACUCCUCGCUCGAGACGUUCCGGACUAGACGGGCACAGUACAGUUCAGCCCUGAAACGCUUCCUCGACUCCCCAAAGGACUUCGAGAUCAUCACGUCGGUAUCCCAUGGCGGCGCUGGACCCCGCGCCCCGUCAUCUUCAGAAGUCCUGCAUGUUCUGGAUUCAUCAUUCAACCCCCCAACUCUCGCCCACCGCCGCAUUGCGUGCUCUGCCGUCUCAGAGAGCAGGGAUCAGCCUUGUCGCGUUCUUCUCUUACUCGCAACCCAGAAUGCCGAUAAGCCCUCCAAACCAGCCUCUUUCGAGGACCGCUUGAUCAUGAUGCAGCUCUGCGCCCAGGAGGUCCUAACGUUUCUAGAAUCGGAGAUGCCGGCUGCAGAUCUUCCUGUCGUUGAUAUCGGUGUAACGAAGAAGCCUUACUUUGUGGACAAAGCAACGGCGAUCGAGGCUGCGGGUGUGUAUCCCGAGGGCACUCGGCAGGUCCAUCUCACCGGCUACGAUACUCUGAUCCGGAUCUUCAACACCAAGUACUAUCCACCGGAGCAUAGUCUCAUGCCGCUGGAACCAUUCCUCUCCAAGCACAAGUUGCGGGUGACAAUACGCCCGGACGAUGAAUGGGGUGAUAAAGCUGAGCAGGAAGACUAUGUUGCCGACCUAGCCCGGGGAGGGCGAGAGAACGAGGGAGGCAAGCGAGAAUGGGCUCAGCAGAUCCAACUUGUGGAAGGAAGAAGGGCCGAAGAGCGAGCCGUAAGCUCGACAAAGGCGCGAGAAGCUGCCCAGACAAACCCGCAAGACCUCGACUGGUUGGUACCGGUAACGGUUCGAGACUUCAUCCUCUCAGAGCAGCCAUACUCGGAGUAA